AUGGUGGCUUCCAGCCAGAUGCGGCACUGUGGAAAAAGCGGGGCAAGCCUCUCUGGCACACAAAGGCCCUUCAGUCUCCUGUUCUUCAGCUGGAUAGAGCGAGUCUUCACUCGCCCAGGGCAGGUGAGUGGAAACUCCCAAGAGGAGGAGGAGGAGGAGGAGGAGGAGGAGUUGCCUUGUCUGGCAGAGGAGCACAGCCUCCACCAAGGCAGAAAAGAGACCCCAGAGGCAAUGCCAACUCUCCUCUCUGCCGCCGUCCUCUCGGUGCUGCUGGCCACAGGCUGCUGGACUUAUGACGCCACCCCUGGAGUCGGUUGCCACCUCCAUCCUUUCAGCGUGACCAUCAAGAGUGACCCCCGAGGGAGCUGCCGCAGCAGGCAAACGGUCCAGGCCUGCGUGGGCUACUGCGAGUCCAGUGCCUUCCCCUCCAAGUACUCUGUCCUCCUGGCCAGCAACUUCAAGCACAACAUCACGUCCGUCUCCCAGUGUUGCACCAUCGGAAAGAUGCAGAAGAUCAAGGUGCAUCUGCGUUGUGGGACCACCCGGCCCGAGACCAUAGAAGUCUUCACAGCAAAGACUUGCCAGUGUGAUGUGUGCCGCCUCUCCAGAUACUAG
Molecule: messenger RNA, 615 nt
Organism: Zootoca vivipara (common lizard)
Lineage: Eukaryota; Metazoa; Chordata; Lepidosauria; Squamata; Lacertidae
Source: RefSeq, a predicted model, not a curated record